This is a messenger RNA of Colletotrichum karsti, 1080 nucleotides long. Its product is annotated as putative SAM dependent methyltransferase. Lineage: Eukaryota; Fungi; Ascomycota; Sordariomycetes; Glomerellales; Glomerellaceae. The coding region runs from base 1 to 1080 and encodes 359 amino acids. The record is from RefSeq and is a predicted model, not a curated record. The transcript is spliced from 8 exons. Gene Ontology annotation, molecular function: methyltransferase activity.
AUGCUCGCGACAACAGCUCAAGCCGCGGCGCCCACCGGCUCGCCUACCGCCAACGCUGGCGCGACCACGGGCGGGCCUGUCGAAGGCCCAAUUGCGGCCGACCCCGCUCUUGAGACCGAGAAUGAUGGCCAAGAAGAUGCGCAAAGCAUCGUGUCGACUUCGACAGCAUCGUUAAGUGAGAGCAUCUACGAAUACCGCCGCCUUCACGGCCGCACGUACACCCAGAAGACAGAUUACUACGGCCCCAAUGACGAGAGGCAUGGCGAGGUUCUCGAAAUCAACCAUUACUGGAUGACCCUGUUCUUGGGCGACAAGCUUUUCCUCGCGCCGAUCGGCGACAGCCCGCAGAGAGUUCUCGACCUCGGCACCGGAACCGGCAUCUGGGCCAUCGACUUCGCCGACGAGUUCCCCUCGGCCGAGGCCAUCGGCGUCGACAUCUCGCCCACCCAGCCCGCGUGGGUCCCGCCCAACUGCAAGUUCCAGGUCGACGACAUCGAGAAGUUCCCCUGGACGUGGCAGGCGCGGUACUUCGACUUCAUCCACAUCCGCAACCUCGAGGGGUGCGUGGCCGACUGGCCGGGCCUCUACGAGCAGGCGUUCGAGGCCCUGACGCCCGGCACCGGGUACAUCGAGAUCAAGGAGUUCGACAUCGACCUCAAGUCCCAGGCCGUGCCGGACCUCGACGACGACCACGUCUUCAAGAGGUGGGGCCGGCUCUUCUUCGAGGCCUUCGACAAGAUGGGCAAGACGGCGAAGCAGCACCGCGACCACGGCAUCGCCAGGAACCUGGAGGCUGCCGGGUUCGUCGACGUUGUCGAGAAGAAGUGGCCGGUCCCCAUUGGACCCUGGGCGAAGGAUCCCGUGUUGAAGGAGGUCGGCACUUGUCUGUUGCAGUUCCUCGAUGAGGGACUCGAGGGGUUUGGGACUUUCCUUGCUGAGGAGAUCAUGGGCUGGGAACACGCCGAGAUCGUCGUGUUCAUGGCGGAGAUGCGAAAGGCGAUCAAGGAUAAGAGCCUGCAACCAAGAAUCGAUCUGCAUCUUGUAUACGCGCGCAGACCGGAGGAGCCUAAGGAAGAGUGA